GAGGUGCCGAUACAAAGGCCCGGCUGGGGAGAAAUCCCGAGCCACCUGUGACAUCAAGAUCAAGAUCAAGCCAAGGACGUGGGAAGCGAGGCAGAGGAAGGAGGUGAAAAAAUGCCUGUGUCCCAGGUGCAGGUGAGGUGCCAGCUGGAGAAUGUGACCAACCUGCAGGCUCCUGGUGAUGACUUUCAGUACUGCAUCAAGACCAAGUGUGGGUCCUGCGGCGAGGUGAGCGAGAAGUGGCAGUAUGUGGCGGUGGACGAGGUGGUGGCGGUUCCACACUCCCGGGGGUCCUGCAACAUGCUGGUGAAGUGCAAGCUGUGUGGCCGCACCAACACCCUGGAUGUGUUGGCAGACAAGAAAAAAACAUACACCAUGGAAGAUGUCCCAAGCUUCAAGGUCAUCAUUGCCUUUGAGUGCCGCGGAUUGUCAGUUGUUGACUUCCAGUUUGGGAAAGGUUGGCAGUGUCAGGGCGUGGACAGCAGGACUCCCUUCACCGACCUGGACCUGGAUGAGGAAUGGUGCGACUACGAUGAGGAGGCGAACCUUCCCGUUGGCAUCACGGAGCUGGAGUACAAGGUCACCUGAACAAACACACACACACACAUACACAUACACAGUUUUCCAUACAAAAGCAUAACAACAUGGAACGAACUUGACAAGGAGACUGUGUGUGCAAAAACGAUUCAUGAAUUUAAAGCCAAACUGGAUAAUAAGCGUUAUGGAGACGGGACAGCACGAGCCUAGUACGAUGCUUUUCCUGUAUUUCACAACUAGGUAAAUACACACACACACACAACGGCAUUACUAUAAAUGAUGUCAGUCAAUUUACAUAUACAUCAUUAUUAUGUGUGAGGAUUUUAUAUACAAUUUAUACAAUGCAAUCACGAAUUUUAUAAGAA
Molecule: messenger RNA, 899 nt
Organism: Eriocheir sinensis (Chinese mitten crab)
Lineage: Eukaryota; Metazoa; Arthropoda; Malacostraca; Decapoda; Varunidae
Product: CXXC motif containing zinc binding protein-like
Exons: 5
Coding region: 112-585 (157 amino acids)
Molecular function (GO): zinc ion binding
Source: RefSeq, a predicted model, not a curated record